Molecule: messenger RNA, 5635 nt
Organism: Labrus mixtus (cuckoo wrasse)
Lineage: Eukaryota; Metazoa; Chordata; Actinopteri; Labriformes; Labridae
Gene: zc3h11a
Product: zinc finger CCCH-type containing 11A
Exons: 16
Coding region: 1963-4677 (904 amino acids)
Molecular function (GO): metal ion binding
Source: RefSeq, a predicted model, not a curated record
GCUUUAGUCAAAGUGCGGCUACGGCAGAGAAACGAUCCGGGACGCUUUUCUUUCCUACUUUUUAAAAAAAAAGUCUUUUUAAAACCCGGAACUGGUAAUGAAAACUGCAUACACUGUUUACACAUCACAGUAGGCUGUUACACUGUAGUCUCGAGGUGUACAAAGUGAAUAUAUCCGUAUUUAUAACCGUCUGUACAGCGUUUAGCGCGAAGCUAGCUAGACGGUGCUUUUGUUAGGCCUGUGUUAGCGUGAGUUAAAUUACAUGUACGUUACGAAACUAUUAAGUUAUAAUGUUAUGUUUCGAUAAAGUGAAAGUAUUUUAUUUCUACUGAUAAAAUUAACCAAGUGUGACCAUUAAAUUUAACGUAACAGCGGUGUUUUAUUUCUGCCCGGUGUUAUGUCGAAUAUUGCUACCCUUCGAAAUGUGCUACCACGCGGCUCUUACACAAUAAGAGUACCGAAACUUGCUCCAUAUACUCUAAAAAAUGCAUAUUGAGUGAAUAGUAAACCAAAUUAUUGUAUUUUGUGGUGGUAAUAUUAUGUGAUAUGAGAUACGUCUGCUAUCUUUUUGCGCGAUGGUAACAUUUUCGUCAAGGUAGCACAUCUCGACAUAACACCUGUAUCUCCACAGCUGUUUUUAGGGCCACUUUUUUGUUUUCAAUAUGUAAGUAUGUGAUUGAUUUAUCGACUGUUUUGGUUUAGAUGCUUGUUCCAGAGCUGAAUCAUACAUUGAAGGUGACCUUUACGUUUUGUUCUUUAACAAAAAAACAAAAACAUUUCCUAUGAUGGACAAUCUUAAGAUUUUAACAUAAACUCGUUAUGUGGUUACGGGCCCAGGAUACAUACUUAAAUCAUCUAAGGCAGAGAAUCAAUACUUAGUUUCUCUUAAAGCUAUUUUCUCAAUGUAAGAUGGAAGCCAAAGUUGUUCUUCAGGGCUGCAUGUUAACAACACGUAAACAACUCAGGCCUGGACCUGUGACAAUGGAAAUAGUUAUUUUUGAUCCGGGAUAAAGAGAUGCUUAUCAUGCUCACAUGGUUUGAUAAUCAGGUGUAGUGACAGUCACUGUCCACCUCUCUGGGUCUCUUACAGCCUCAUCCUAGUUAAGCAUUGGCUCAUUAUGGAAGCCAUAUUUGUCUCAUGAUUCUGUGUCUCUGUGUGGAAAAUGUCUCCUGCUGUAUUUGUGCACAUCUGUCUGUCUCCUAAUAACCCUUUUCAGCUCUCCGGGGAGUGUUUUUUUUUUUUGAUUGAUUUGUAGGUUUUAAUCCAUCCUCUUGGGCCUUUUCGGGGGAUCCCUGGAUACUGGAUAGCUCCCCCUCCCCUCUGUUGAGAAUACAUUGGCAGAAGAUUUUUUUUUUUUGUCUUCAGCAUUGGUAACCAACAGCUGAGAAUCCCUAGAAGCCCGAAUAUCCUGCCCAGUUUUUUUUCUUCUGCCACCAAGUGUGCAAAAAUGCCUGCGAGCCCAAGAAGAAGCUGAGGAUUUUCUUUCCACCCACCACCCCCUUGUUCCUCCCCUUUUUGCCCAACCAGUUAUAGCAUUUUUGGAUCUAUAUUUUUCUUUUUCUUCUCUGGCUGUCAAUGUCCCCGUAUUCAUUUUUUCCUUUGGUUAAACCAAUGAUUAAAAAAAUAUAAGUUAAAAAAAAAAAAAGGACUUUCAACUAUCACUAAUGCUUAGCAGUCAUGGCGGAGAUAAAGAUGUCUCAGAGAGUCUCAGAAAAGGGAUGUCGUAGGAAGACAAGUGUCUCUGGGCGACCCAUCCCCCUUUUCCUCUUAUCUCAUGGAUCAAGUGUUCCUUCAGGACUCGAUACCACCGAGAAGCCACCCUACCAGCACUGCGCUCAAGAGGGAGACGACUUCUCAGCCACCUCAGGGAGAGUCCUGUUGGCCCUGAAGAGACCCAGCUGUUGGAUCUGAAGACCAAAACCUCAUCACCUUCGCCACUGAAGACUCGUACCAGCCUUAACAUGAACAACAAUGGAGACGACUGCUACUUCUUUUACUAUUCCAACUGCAGCAAAGGAGACAGCUGCCCCUUUAGACACUGUGAGGCAGCUAUGGGCAACGAGACCGUCUGUAACCUCUGGCAGGAGGGACGCUGCUUCCGUACUGUCUGCAAGUUUCGCCACAUGGAGAUCACAAAAAACCGAAAGGAGAUUUCUUGUUAUUGGGAGAACCAAAUGGCCGGCUGCCAGAAGCCACACUGUGCCUUCUUCCACGAGAAGCCCCGCUACAUCGAUGGCAUGUUAGUCCCAGCAGAUAAAAGUCAAAUCAAGAGUGAGGAGCUGCCGCAGGAGGAACCAGCGCCCGCACCAGCUGCUCCUCUUCCCACUGCGGCUGCAAACCCUCAGCUUAGAGGCGUCAUCAAGACAGAAGCUCAGGAGCCAGUGCCGAGCCCCACUCACCCACCAGUGGUGAUUAAUCCUGCAGACGAUGACGAGGAUGAAGAUGACCAGUUCUCAGAGGAGGGAGAGGACGGCAAAGUCGGCCCUUCUCCUAGAAAACUACAGAAAUCAGGCGACUCGCUGAACUUUGGAGUGAGCACCCUGGAGGAGAUCCGGCUGAGGAAGGCACUGAAGGCCAGCAUGAAGAGAGCCGGUUACCCGAUCCAGACUGCCGACGCCUCGACCAACGGAGAGAAAGAAAACAUCCGCUCGCUUUUCCAUCCAUCCAUCUUUGAGCCGAGACACGACGCGCUUGUCUUUGAAGAAACGGGGAGGCCAAGAGGCAGCGUGGCCGAAAGGCUCGGAAGGAAGAUGUCCAACACGGAUUCGAGGCGUGAAGAAGGCGUCUCACUGAAGAGGAGUCUGGCCGAGCGUCUGGGCAGAGUUGUAGAAGAAGAAGAUUCCUUGAUGCCCCCUAAGAAGGCUUUGAAGCCCGUUAAGGAGCGACUUGGAUUGUCUGCUGGGUCUGUUUCACCCUCUCACCCAGCUGAGACCAACACAGAGCCUAAGAAAGCUCCUGAGCAGAUCCGCAUCAAAACUCUGGAGCAGAUCAAACAGGAGAAGGCGGCAAAGUCUCAGAACCAGAAAGACGACCCUUCUUCAAAUGACGCUCCAGAACCCAGCGUUACAAAAAACACCGCUACCAAACCCACCAGGGGCGGCAGGCGAGCCAUCACCGUCAAAGACGACUGCAUCAGCGAGGUCAAGACGUUCUCUGAGAUCCUCCGAGCCAAGAAGAAGAGGCAGGAGGAGGAGCAGCAGGAGCAGAGCCCCAGCCCCAAGAAGACGAGGAACACUGCUGAGAAAGCUCCAGCAAAGAGCCGGGACGCAGAUGGGCCCGGUCCUGAUGUUACAGACAUGGGGGAGGUUAGAGUUAAGACCCUGGAGGAGAUCCGCAGAGAAAAGGCAGCAAGGAUGCAGACUCAGCAGACGACAGAAACUGAAAACAAGAAGAGCUCUGACUCUGAGGAGAACGGAGCCAAGAAGCCUCGUCUGAUGCGCAUAAAGAAACCUGCUGCUUCUGAAAGCAUUAACGGCGCUGCAGAGACGACUCCUGAAGUGACAGAGAAGCCCCAAAAAUCUCGAGCUGCUGCUCCUGAGGCCAACGGUGUCAGUGUCAAGGUGAAGACCUUCGAGGAGAUCAUGCAGGAGAAACGCCUUCGUAAGCUGGAGAUGGAGGAGCAGGCUAAAAACUCUGCCGAAGCAGAACCCUCACAGAAACCGACCCCCGAGGAACCGCUAAAGAGGAAGAGUCCUGCAAGAGUCAGUUUUAAAUCAACCGGCUCUUCAUCACCUUCUUCCACCUCCCAAGUCCCUGAUACAACCACCUCCACCCAGAAGCUCCCUGUGCGUAAGCUGAUCCCGUUCAAAUCCAAGGCUGCUUCCCCUCCAAACAGCACGACCGGUGCACGAGGAGCCGUCGUUACCUCAGUCCCUGCGACGCAGAGCUCUCCUCCACCAGAGACAGAUUCCCGCUCACAGAGCCCCAGCAGCUCCAGGGAGGUCCCGGACCAAAACACAAGGACCCCAAUCACACUGUCACCAACCAAACAGGCCAGAGCAGCUCCUCGAGGUGCUGCUGCAGAGGAGAAAACACUGAACAGUAACAAGAAGACGACUCCAGAACACACUGCAGACACCAGAGUGAGGCCCAAACUGAACGUGAAGCCGUCUGUGGUGAAGCCUGCAGUGCAGGUGAAACCCGGCCAGAAGAGGAAGGCAGCAGAGCGGUCUGCGGUGGCUGCUGUUAAACCUCUAAACAGCGCCUCCUCAGUGCAGGAGGAGUCACUUCAGGAGAAAGACAAACAGGUGUCCCCGUCCUCCAGUGCAGACGCUCUGCUGAGCUCAGCUGUCCCCAGUUGCCCCAGCAACCUGCUGGACUCGGUCUGCAGCUCCAGCCCGCUGACAGAAGAUCUCCAGACAGUCCCCGUUUUCUCACAGAGCCUGGGCCAAGAAAGCAAGUCGAGUGUUCCUGCUGCCAGAGAGGCCUGCACAGUCCCCCAAAGCCCGGUCCUGAAGACGCCCGCUCAGCCAAAGUCCCGGAGACUGAGCGCAGCUGCAUCCCGCUCUGCCUCCGCCUCUUCUUCUUCUGCUGCCGCCGCCGCCUCCUCUUCUGCGUUUGACGACUUUGACGAGCUGAUCAGCGAGUUCACAGACGACCACAUGGAGGGAGACAUGGACCCUGCCAUCGGAGAGGACGACCUGCUGCAGGAACUGUCAGAGAUGAUUGACAGCUGAGGAGCUCACCCCCCCCAUACACACACACACACACACACUGGACUUGUGACUUUAUUUCUAAAGACUUGAUCCCAAUUCAACUUUACUUAAGUUUUAGGUUUAUAUUUGUUCAUGUUUGUCACCUUCUCUCUGUUUUUCAUGAGAUCAUCUGAUGGACUUUUUAUUCUGUAGGGGAGUUUAUUUUUUCUUCAGAUCGUGUCCGAUCAUGAUCACGCUCAAACGUAUCGGGUUCUGAGGAAGAGAAAAGUGAAAGAAGCUCUGGUGGAGACGGAUGUUGGGAAAAUCAUCCGUAGUUCAAAGAUGUAAAUCGUUGGGGAAUGAUGAAUGUGUUGUCAUAGAGAGAGAGAGAGAGAUAUCUGUAUACUGUGUAUGCAAAGGAAAGAGCGAUCAAAAUGUAGAAAUAAUGAAUACUGCUGCACUCGUGGUAAACCCCCCCCCCCCCCCACCUUCUUGUGUUUUUAUGCGUCUGCCCAGCUGUUUUAUCAGAUUAUGACUUUUAAUUUAAUGAGUUUUAUUCCUACUAUGACCCUGUUAACGAAACCUUUUUCCAAAUUCAUCAGUCGUCUUUUAGUUUGGACGUUCUUAUCGAUCAGUUGUCUGUGGUUUAUAGAUUUCCCACUUGUGUCCGUCAGCUGUUUUUUAUAAUGUUCGACUACCUUGUUGUGUUUUACAUUCUUGGAUUCAGUUGAGCGCACCUUGAAACAAACCAGUCUUGUCUUUUGUUGACGAACACCUCAGGGACAGUUUCUGAUCUUUCUAUGAUUAACAAACACUGUUACGCUGUCUUCACUUCUCCUUUCAUAUUCAGUGUCACUCUGGGUCUGAAAAAAAAAAAGAUCAGCUUGUGUUUUUUGGUGUAAAUAUGUGUGUGCUCUGUCUCCACCCUUUCCCCUUAAAAUCUUACUGUUCAAAGUGAUGUGUACAAACGAUGGUGUAAAUAAAGAAUACUUUUAAUGAC